Messenger RNA from Vitrella brassicaformis, 1772 nucleotides. The record is from the annotation of a GenBank genome assembly. Lineage: Eukaryota; Vitrellaceae.
UGGAUAGAUAGCGUGUUGAUACGUUGGGAGCAGGAAGAGUCAUGGAGCCGCUGGUUCGUGGCGCCACCGGGGUGGCAUGCAGACGGGCGUCGCAUUGUCCUCCUCAUCAGCCUGAAGCAGCGGCCGCACAGCGGCGGCUGGUCAGCUUUCUGGCCCGACUGGGGCUGAGUAGGAGAUCUCACGAGCCGGAGCCCUCACUGUUGCCCGACACCCCUCGUGUGGCGGUGAGUGAGGACAAAGAUCUGCCUCUCUCCUCUGGCUGCACCAUGUUCAUUGGCUUGCAUUUUUGCGUGUGCAGGAUCCCUUCUGGAUCAGGGACAAAAGCAUGCAGGGAGCGUUCUUGCCUGACGCGAUUGAGCUGAGCUGGAACCUCGCGAAGAUCAAAAGGUACACACACACACACAUCAUUCUUUCGCGUCGGCUCUCUCCUCUCCUCUGCAAACGUGUGUGUGUGUGUGUGUGUGUGUGUGCAGGGCGUACAACAGGCUCGAGGGCGGCGUGGAGGGUCCUCGUGAGCGCCUGGAGGGCAGUGUGGACGAGAUCAACAAUGUGCUUAUGGAGACCUUCAUGCGCUUCCACAUGGCCACCAAAGACAUGAAAGCAAGUGGGGUAGAGGGCACACACACACACACACACACACACACAGAGAGAGAGAGAGAGAGAGAGGGGAGAGAUGGGGUCAUGCGGUUUGCCUGUGGGUGGCGUCUGUUGAUCAGAGGAGAUAGCCGAGAAGAACAUGGCGACAUCGUAUGCUGUUAUGGUGAGGUAAUGAGUGCCGCACAUAGGACCGUCUUCCCUCUGAAAGUCGCCUUCUGUCCCGUUCUGCUGUCGCACAUACAUGUGUCAGGAGUGGCUAACGUUGAAGCCCCCGAAUGCCGCGGUGUGGGACGUCAUCCCAAAGGAAGGCGCACUGGUGCAGGUAGGUGUGAAGUGAAGGAAGACACACACGUCACACCACACCACACCACACCACGACACAAGACAACAGAGCAGCACUCGUAGAUGCAAUGCCGCCGCCCCUGUGUGUCUGCCUGUCUGUCUAUCUGUCUGUAUGUGUGUGUGUGUGCAGGCGAGGACGAUGAAGGAGACGGUCGGCGAUCGGGAGCUGUCCUUCAUUCAGCUGACCUCCAGGAUCGAAUAUGAACAGGUGUGUGUGUACUGCACCCACACACAUCGACGCGCUGCUCACUGCCGUGGGUUCAUUGCGGGCUGGGCUUCAUUCCAUUCCCUAGUAUGCGGAGUACAAGGGCCUCAAGCGGAAGAAGAGCAUCACCAUCGGCAUGGACGGCGGCAAGGAGGAAGCGGGCGAAUGGAAAACGAGGAAAGCCAUCGUCGUCUUCAGCUUCUGCGUAAGAAUGAAUCCACACACCACACACACAGACCCACCCACCCACCCGAUACACACACAUCCUCGUAUCUUUCAACAGGCAGGACACAAAUCUCUCCCUCCCUCUCUCUCUCUCGGCAUGUAUCUUUCCCUUACUUGUGUUGUUCAGACGGGUGGUCCGAGGAUCUUUCGGAUCAUCUCUGUGAAGGACUCGUCGGUUGUGCAGGACGAGCAGAGCGAGUUGGAGUGGGCCAAGCAGUGGCUGGAUCGCUGGGUGGGGAAGAAGAAACCGUCCUGACUGACCCACUCCAUGCCAUGUCAUGUGUGGCCUGGUGAGUGGGGGGUUGGGUGAAUGUCUGACAGAAAGACAUGACGUUCGUUAUGUGAGUGUGUCGUUAAUCCGAUCGAUGUGAUGUGUGGGUCAUGUGAAUGAAAUGAAUGUGCC